Molecule: messenger RNA, 4044 nt
Organism: Archocentrus centrarchus (flier cichlid)
Lineage: Eukaryota; Metazoa; Chordata; Actinopteri; Cichliformes; Cichlidae
Gene: cracr2aa
Product: calcium release activated channel regulator 2Aa
Exons: 18
Coding region: 321-2486 (721 amino acids)
Molecular function (GO): calcium ion binding; GTP binding; GTPase activity
Source: RefSeq, a predicted model, not a curated record
CAAGUUCCUUCAUACACACACAGAACCACACCAGGGAGUUUGUAGUAAACACUUAACUUCACGCGAAGUUCGUGAGGCUGAUACAGCGCAAGUCAAUGAAUUUCUCCUACUUGAAAUCUACUUUUUAGUAACCGGUUUCAUUCAAUAAUUAAAGAGGUGGUUGCUAAGAGAUGACAGUCAGUGACAUUGGUGAAAGCCUCAGAUGUUCAGAAGUCUGAAGCUCCACUCGUCUGGGAUCUUUUUCCUCCACACCUCAGUCUGUACCUGGCUCAUAUGAAAGACGUGGCAAACGCUCUUCCAUCAACAAACUCACAAUCACCAUGGCAGCUUUUACCGCUCCAUGUACCAACACCGGUGGCAUGAACUCCACAUUGGUCCAUCCUGCCUGGCAAAGGCAGGGAAGCAAUGAUGAGGCGAGUACGGGUGGGAAUAGGGAUGUUGGACAAAACACUAUUCUGGAGAAAACCCACGAGUUCUUCCAGAUGUGCGACAUCGAGAAUAAGGGCUUCAUCACCCGACGGGACAUGCAGAGGCUGAACAGUGAGCUUCCUCUAAGUGCGGAGGAGUUGGAGAAUGUAUUUGAUACCCUUGAUUCUGAUAACAACGGAUACCUUACCCUCACCGAGUUCUCCUCCGGCUUUAGUUCAUUUUUGUUUGGUGAUACAAUUUCUGAAGAGGAAGGCAUGGGGGAGAAGAACAGCUUGCCAGAGGUCCUGUACCAGACCCAUACGGAGGAAAGUCUGGCAAAAGCAGAGGAAGAUGAGGAGGAAAACCAUUUUUGCAUGCUUAUGGAGAGCCUCGGAGCCAACAAUGUCUUUGAAGAUCCUGCUGAAGUGCGCGGUCUUUGGGCCCAGCUGCGCCGGGAUGAACCACACCUUUUAUCCAAUUUUGAGGACUUCCUGGGCAGAGUGACAUCUCAGAUCAGAGAGGCCAACCAAGAAAAGAGGGAGAUGGAGAGUGCUCUCAAAAGGAAAGCAGCAACACAUGAUGAUGAGAUCCAGCGGCUAUAUGAGGAGAUGGAGCAGCAGAUAAAAAAUGAAAAGGACAGGAUUGUGCUGCAGGACUAUGAGCGGUUUCUGUCUCGCAGUCAAGACCUGGAGCUCCAGCUGUCCUGUAAGGAGAAGGAGUUGGAAAAACUCUUUCAGAAACAGAGAAGGUUGGAGAGUCAGUGCCAGGAACUACACAGUGAGCAACAUGUGACCAAAGUGGAGAAUGUGAAGCUAAAGCAGACAAAUGAUGAGUUGGCACAGGAACUGGAACACACCACCCAAGAGCUGAACUUGGCACAGGAGCAGCUGAGUUUACUGCAAGAGCAGUCCACACGACUACAUGAGGAAAAAGAGAUGGAAAUUUACAGAUUAACUGAAGGUCUGCAGAGAGAGCGAGAGAGUCUCCUCAAACAACUGGACCUUCUGAGGGAAAUGAAUAAACAUUUACGAGAUGAAAGGGACAUUUGCUAUCAGAAACCAAAGAAUUCUAAGACAUCAAUGUUGAAGCAAAUACCUCUAAUUGGUGCUGGAAAACACACAAACACAGGUGUCUUCAGAAGUGAGGAUGAUGACGAGCUAACCUCCAGCUCUGUGAGGCAGAGCUUAGUCAAUGGGUCACAUCAGCCAUUUUGCCCAGCAAGGGCAACAGGGCAUCUCCAGAGGAUCAUCUCAAUUGAGGAAGACCACCUCCCAUCCUUGCUCAAUGACUGUCAGGUCCAAACCGCACUUCCAGAAUGUAAUGAAGGAGAGGAAGUCUCAGACAAUGAAGAAAAUAUAGACCUGGUGAUGAGUAAUAUUCAUCCACAUGCAUCUUCAACCUUGCACCAACAAAGUAUGGAGACAAUAGAAACCCCAACAUCUCCAAGGGGUCAGCCUGUUGGCAAAGAGAACAGCAUGAAUGAGGAAGUCGGCACUUCAGCACCUGAACGCCUCUUCAAGAUCGUCUUAGUAGGAAACUCUAGUGUUGGAAAGACCUCCCUCCUUCGCCGAUUUUGUGAUGGCUGUUUCCACCCUGGCACUUCUGCCACUGUGGGUAUAGACUACAGUGUAAAAACAAUAACUGUGGAUAACAGCCAGGUGGCACUGCAGAUGUGGGAUACAGCAGGACAGGAGAGGUAUCGAAGCAUUACCAAACAGUUCUUUCGAAAGGCUGAUGGUGUGGUUGUGAUGUAUGACAUAACUACUGAGCAGAGUUUCACAGCUGUGAGACAAUGGCUGACUAGUGUAAAGGAAGGUGCAGGUGAGGACAUCCCCAUCAUGCUCUUGGGAAACAAAACAGACAAGGCGACUGAGAGAGAAGUUCAGAAAAGUGUGGGUGAAAGAUUAGCCAAGGACUGCGAGCUGACUUUCUAUGAAUGCAGUGCAUGCUCUGGAUACAAUGUUGUGGAGUCCAUGGUUCAUUUAGCCAGAAUUCUGAAAGAGCAAGAAGACCGAGAGAAGGAGAAGACUGUGCAGCUCGUCAGUAUCCGCUCAGAGAAGAAGAGAUCCUGCUGUUGACAGAUAAACCGUUAACACUUACACAGUAGCACUGUGUAUUUAGAUACACACUGUGAAAGUGUGUUCACAUGUGCAAAUGCAAACACAUCGUUCUGAUUGUCAUCACUGCGUUUUCUACUCUUUGCCCUCAAAUCACUCUGGGUACAUGAUUACAUCUGACAUGUUUUACUGCUCUGUUAUAAACGUAUGAUUUCCCAAACUAGCUGCAUUUUAAAAGUCGCUUUUUCAUGAGGAUGUCGUAAAAUACUAAUCGUAAUUCAUGAAAAGUUUGUGGAUUUUCCUGCAAGUGUUAGAUGAAAAAAAAUUACUGAACAAAUGUUAAGUUAAGCUAAGUCAGGUCUUUUUUUUGAGUCAAACUAGAACAUUUUUAAUGAAAGAUAUUUUCUCAAACUUGAAUGUAACUCAGACAUUUCAAAUAUUUAUUAAUUUUCCAACACCUUUGUGCUAUUCAAAUGUGGACUUGUUACUUUUAACACAUUAAUUCAGUGUUAAGCACAUGUGUUUAAAGGGUUUCUCACCCCCCCUCCCAACCACUACCACACACACACACACACACACACACACACACACACACACACACACACACACACACACACACACACACACACACACAGUGUGAAUAACCUUAACAUGUAACUCAUCAUCAGACAGACUUGCGUUUAACACUACUUUUGUAAAGCUUUCUGUGUUCAGUUUUAGACUACAUGUUGAGUUUGUGGUUAGUCUUAGAACCAAGAUUAAUUGUGGUGUUAAGUAACAUUUUGGGAUAUUAUGGUUUCUGCACUUGGUGAACUCACUGAAGUGUUGUAUUUUCUCUGAACAAACAAAUAAUACUGUUUAAUAUUUGCCUUACAGUUGUCAUAUUUUAUUUUAUAUUACAGGUGUUUGGGGUUUUUUGUCCAACCUGUUGUAGAAGUACUGCAAGUUACUAUGGUGUGCAUUAAGAGCUCAUCUCAGUUGUAUUUUGAAUGACAAAGCGCACCAUAUUUCCCAAGAGACCAAAGUUGACAAAUGUUUGUUUAAUAUCACUUUGCUGUGUUUGGUGCCAAGUAUUUCAUGAAAAUGAUGUCUCUGUAACCUGUUACGUAAUUUGUAACAAAAUAGUUUUGGUUAAAAAAAAUUAUAAUAAUUUUACUCUCACUAACAGUGCAUCACUACUGCCAAGAUCUUGCACAUCACUGUAUAUACAAAUGCAAAUAGCUACAUAUUAAUUUAUCUCUGUGUAUUGUCUAUGUGGAAAGCACUGGAGGACUGUUUUCUCCUUCCUGGUGCCAUGAAAUAAAAAAAAUUGUUGUACAGCAUCACCCAGUGGAUAUGUUUGGACAUUGUAGUUUAUUGAGUUUUUAAACUUACAUGACAAUAUGUGAAACAAUAUGUUCAACAAUAAAAAAUGAAUACAUGUGCAAUCAACAUGCUGAUUUAUUAGAAUUUGUUAUAACUUAUACAGUAUGUGGCAAUCUACCCCUGUGUUUAUGUUUAAUUUGAUCAACCAGAUGUUUAUCAGAAUAUUUUUUUCUAAAGGUGUUAUUUCACUGCAGGUGUCAUUAGAUAAAUAAGA